AUGAAGGAAAAGUGGGCUUAUUGUCACAUGAAGAAGACUUUCUCAUUGGGAAUGCGAAGUACCCAAAUUAGCGAAAGUGUAAAUGUCGAGAUUAAAGGUUUUACAAAUGUGAAUUUAGACAUUAUCAAGUUUUUUAAGCGUUUUGAGGAUGUUGUAGAAGAAAAGUGGUACAAUGAAUUGAAGUGUGAAUAUGAAGCACGCCAAAAGAUUCCCAAACUCAAGAACAUAUAUUCCAAUAUAUUGAAACAAGUGUCUGAGCUUUAUACUCCCACUAUUUUUGAUAUAUUCCAAAAUGAGUAUGAGUUAUUUGAAGCAUGUUGUGUGAAGAGCAUGGAUAAUAAAUCAUCACAGUUUGAUUGUGUCAUUGCCAUGGAAGAGGACUUGGGAGAGUGGAAAGUGUCAUACGAUUCUGAUAAGAAGUCAAUUUCUUGUUCAUGUCGUAAGUUUGAGACCUUUGGUAUACUAUGUUGUCAUUGUAUCAGAGUUUUUAUCCAUCUGGGUGUCAAAUCAAUGCCUGAGCAAUACAUCUUGAAGAGGUGGACAAAGUUAGCAAGAAGUGGAACUUCACCUAAUGUUGUUCUUAGCAAUAUAGUAGAAGAUGAGCGCUUGUCCACAAGGUUGCUUAACAAAGUUAUAGAGUUGGAAAACAACAAUGAUGGUUCAACACAUGUGAGAGGUUUCAAGAAAAGAGAGGGUAAAAGACGUUCAAGACGUUUGAGAAGUUGGGUGGAGCGCCAACUUGUCAAAAGAAAGAAGAUUGACAACUCAAAUGCUUCACAAAGUCAAGAACCUACUACGAACGAUGAUGGUAAAAGGGGUAAAAUGAGCAUGAAAGGGAAAGGUCAACAACAAGUUACCAAAAAAAGAAGAGGUGAUAAUUCAAGUGCUACACAAAGUCAAGAACCUACUAAGAAUGAUGUUGGUAAAAAGGGUAUGAAAAAGAAAGGUCAACAACAAAUUACCAAAAAAAGAAGAGGUGAUAAUUCAAGUGUUGCACAAAGUCAAGAAACUACUAUGCAAACUCAAUUUCAUUAUUAG
This is a messenger RNA of Lotus japonicus, 1038 nucleotides long. RefSeq names its product protein FAR-RED ELONGATED HYPOCOTYL 3-like. Lineage: Eukaryota; Viridiplantae; Streptophyta; Magnoliopsida; Fabales; Fabaceae. Gene Ontology annotation, molecular function: zinc ion binding. The coding region runs from base 1 to 1038 and encodes 345 amino acids. Gene Ontology annotation, biological process: regulation of DNA-templated transcription. The transcript is spliced from 4 exons. The record is from RefSeq and is a predicted model, not a curated record.